This is a messenger RNA of Heterostelium album PN500, 2796 nucleotides long. RefSeq lists its product as uncharacterized. Gene Ontology annotation, cellular component: cytoplasm. The record is from RefSeq and is a predicted model, not a curated record. Bases 1 to 2796 code for a protein of 931 amino acids. The transcript has 10 exons. Gene Ontology annotation, molecular function: misfolded protein binding; ATP hydrolysis activity; ATP binding. Gene Ontology annotation, biological process: protein refolding; cellular response to unfolded protein. NCBI's taxonomy places the organism in Eukaryota, Evosea, Eumycetozoa, Acytosteliales, Acytosteliaceae.
AUGAUUUUAGGCACUGAGAGAUAUCGUUGUUCCGAAUGUUCGGAAGUUUCUUUAUGUUUAAAAUGUCAUGCAUUGCCUGAAUCUAAAAGUGUACAUCAUGAUAGUGCUCCGAUGCCUCAUCAAAGUACUCUGGAAUCAAAGUCUGAUGAUGAAUAUUAUAGCUCAAUCAAAGGUGAUAGUUUCUAUGAUUGUUAUAUCAAAAUUUUUAAAUUUUAUUCAACCAGAAGAUGUAUUGGAAUGAUAACUAAAUUUGAAAAUUCAUUUGAAAUUGACAAAGUUCAUUGGAUCACCUAUCAACAACUUUUUGAUAUAUCACAGAAAUUGGGAUCUGCAAUGAAACAACAAAAUAUUGAACUUGGAUCAAAAGUUAUUGUAUCUUUACAUAAUAUUCCAGAUUGGUAUUAUUUUGAAUUUGCACUUUUAUUCUAUGGAUAUACAAUGAUUCCAGUUAGCUCUAUUAUGAGUGAAAUACAAAUAAAGUUAGUACGAGAAAUUUGUAAACCCUCUACUAUAGUGGUUUCAAAAGUUACAUUUCCCAAAUUUGUUGACUCAAUAGAAUAUGAUUAUGUGAAAGCAAUUAUACAUGUUGGUGAUGAUUAUGAUCAAAAUCUUAGAAAUCUAUUAUCACCAUCAAUCAAAUUCUUUGUUUUUUCAGAAUUGAUAAAUUCAAUUGUUGAAAUUUCUCCACAUUCUCCAAUCAUAGAAGGAACUUUAUCAAUAGUUUUUUCAAGUGGUUCAACAGGUCCUUCAAAAGGAGUGGAAUUGACAACUUCAAUAGUCCACGGAGAAAAGUUAACUCCGUUUCCAAAAUUACCAAUUCAAAUGGGAUUCUUGUCUAUAUCAAAUGCCCAAAGAUAUUAUGAUCUUAAAAUAUUUGCCAGUGGUGGAAGAAUAGGAAUAGUGUCAUCAGGGGAAAUGGAGGACUUCUUUAGAGAAAUUGUUAUUUUUAGACCAAAUUUCUUUUGGUGUAAUCCUGGAUUUUUAGAAAUCAAAAAAGAAAAAUCUUUUUGUUCAGAUCAAGAAAUUGAAUCAAAGGCUCUUAGCUCAACAAAGAAUAAGUUAGGAGAUAGAAUACAAUUUGUAGUCACUUCUGGAUCGAUUGUCUCCAAUGACACUUUCGAUUUCAUGAAGAAAUGUUGGGGUGAGGAAAAUACUUUUGAUUUAUAUGCAUGUGUAGAGACUGCAGAAGUAUCUCUUAAUGGAAAGUUAUUUCCCCAUAUUUCUUUUAAAAUAAUUCCAAUUCAAGGAUACUCCAAUGAAUCUUUGAAUCCAAUAGGGGAAUUAUGGAUUCAAUCUCCUAGAACAAUCAAAGAAUAUUACCGCAAUCGAGAAGAAACUCUCAAAGCAUUUAAAGAUGGAUGGUACAAUACUGGUGAUAUUGUGGAAGAAUAUGAACCAAGAACAAUAAGAAUUGUUUCUAGAUCAAAAAACUUUUUUAAAACCUCAAUUGGAAAAUAUGUGUUUCCAGAAAUAUUGGAAAAUUACUUCUUAAAAUCUAGUUUGAUUAAAAACAUAUUCUUCUAUGGUGAUUCUUUCCACCUCCACCUGGUUGCCAUCGUUAUCCCAUCUACAGAUUCAUUGAAAAAAUAUAUGGGAAAAAUGCUAGAUAACAUUGAUGAUAAUGCAGAAUUGAAAAAUGAAAUAUUUAAUGAGAUUAAACAGAUUUCAAAAGUUUCAAAGAUAGGUGUUUGUAAAAGUGAUAAAGUAGAGAUUAUCUCAAAUGAAACAGGUUUCACAAAGACACCGUGUAUUGUUGCAUUUUCAGACGAGAGAUUUGUAGGUGAAUUUGCCAAACAACAGAUAGUUAAUUUGAAUCCAUUGAACAUUAUCUACGAUUGUAAGCGUUUGAUUGGUCGUAGUUUCACAGAUCCAUUGGUGCAAUAUGACAUGAGAAGCUAUCCGUUCAGAGUAGUCAGUAGAGAGAACAACAAACCAUUCAUAGAAGUGAACUAUCGUGAUGAUAUCAAAUCAUUUAAACCCGAAGAGAUCACCGCAAUACUUAUAAAAGAGUUAAAAGACCACACAGAAUCCAUAUUACAACAACCAGUGAAGAACGCAGUCAUUACAGUACCGGUCUAUUUCGAUGAUGAACAUUGUCAGGCUACCAAGGAUGCAGCUGCCAUUGCCAACAUUAGAACCGUCAGCUUUAUUGAAGAACCUAUUGCUGCUGCCAUUGCAUAUGGUCUCCACAAGCGUUCAGGUAAGAAUCAUGUGUUUGUUUUCGACUUGGGAGGACAGACUUGCAAUGCUACAGUGCUCAGAGUUGAAGAUGGCGAAUUUGAAAUACUGUCCACAACCUACGACCAACUUUUAGGUGGUAACAACUUCAACAGUUGUUUACAACAGUACUUGGAAUCCGAAUUCCAAAGACAAAACCAGAUUACUGUGAAUCACAACCAUCGUUCAUUACACCUUUUGAAAAAUGCAUGUGAAAAGGCAAAGAAAUCAUUGUCGACUCUCGCCGUUGCACAUGUUGAAAUCGAUUCAUUCUUGGAGGGAAUAGAUCUUACCUGUACAGUAUCACGUUUGCGAUUCGACGAAUUGACAGUGGAGCUAGUAGAUCAGUGUAUGGAUCUUGUUGACAAGGCAAUUUUAGAGACGAAUAUAGAUAAGGAUACCAUCGAUGAGAUUAUUUUAUCAGGUGGUUCGACAAACAUUGUAAAUAUUCAGACAAAGAUCCAAAACUAUUUCUCUGGUAAGACAUUAAACAACUCUAUUGACCCAGACCAAGUUUUAGCUCAUGGUGCUGCCAUUAAAGCUGCUGACCUCUAUAACAAUAACAAACAGCCUGAAUAG